Molecule: messenger RNA, 642 nt
Organism: Penicillium bovifimosum
Lineage: Eukaryota; Fungi; Ascomycota; Eurotiomycetes; Eurotiales; Aspergillaceae
Exons: 2
Coding region: 1-642 (213 amino acids)
Source: RefSeq, a predicted model, not a curated record
AUGGAGGCCGAUCAACCCACAUCCACCGACUCCUCACGGCAGAAUUCGGCCAUACUCAAGAUUAUCCACUGGGACAAGCUCUUCGAAUCAGACAGCCCUCCAAGGUUAGGCCUUGAGGUUGGCAAGCGAUUACCAUAUGCUACUAUGUCUGCGUUCUCCACUGGACUGGCGAUGGGAUAUUACCAUGGCAGCAAAAGAGCAGGGCUUGUGUUUCGGGCCGAAAACGCACAUCGUUUCCCUACGACAUCAACGGGGUGGUUCCAGUACCAUAAAACGAAAAACUAUAUUGGUGUGGUUGGUGGGGUCAAGGACGGUAUGAAGCUGGGAAUGAAGCUUGGUGCUGGUGCCCUUGCUUUCUGUUUGUUUGAGGAGACUGUGGAUUAUGCUCGCCAUGACGAGCGAGACUUCUUGUCGACAGUCACUGCUGGGCUGUCAUUCUCCGGAAUAUACAGCUUGCUUGCUCGUCAUGAUGUCUAUACCGCUGCUCGCGCAGCAAAGCUUGGGUUGAAAUUGAGCUUGACCUAUGGUCUUUUGCAAGACGCCCUUGCGAGUCUGAAAGGAAACCGGCCGACCUACAUCGACUUCUUGCUUGGCAACCGCCGGUCUCGGGCUAAGAAGGAAGCCUUGGAAGGAUCAAUCUGA